AUGUGCCAGGAGAGCAGCCUGCCCCCGAGGGAAGCCAACCCCAGCACACACAGGCAUCCCAUGUCCAUCUACUUUGAUUCGGCCUCGAAUAUCUCUACGUCGUGCUCAGGCCCGGUUAUGACCAGGAUGAGCAGGGUGACAAUCUAUUGGACCGCCGGUCUUCUUUGGAGGUAUGCCCCAAAGCUGCUCCUCUGUGAUCGCACACUUACGCACCUUGUGAGCGAGCCUGAGCGCAACCAUGCCACCCUGGAAACCCAUAUUGUUUCUGCCCUGCAGUACGGCAUCUUCGGUGUCUUGUUUACCCUAAGCAAGGAGAAAUCUGAAAAUCGCAUCCGCAUCCGAUGGGUGCUGCUCAAGAUUCUUCUGGAUGGCUGGCAGCUAUUCACGACUGUCAUAAUGCCCGAGCGGCAAGCAUGGACUAUCAAUCCCGAUGGAACAUUAUUGUGCACCGGGCUUGGGCAAUCGUUGGGGUGCUCAACUUCACUUGGCUCGGAGACCUGGGAUGACAUGGACCAGCAGAGGGCCCUUUGCAUUUCUUGCAUAUUUGGGAGCGGCCAGCUGGAGCCUUCCGGGUCCCUGCAGCGGGUUGAACCGCUUGCAGCAGCCUUGUAUAAAGCAUCCAUAUGCGUUUCUAAGCUGCCCAAGCGCGCACCGGAAGAGGAGGAAAACCCGGGCUACGGUGCAUACCUUGCUGUUCUAUACUCCAUGCUGGCUUUGCUGUCGAUCAACAUUGCCAUGUGCGUUUGGGUAGCCUGGUGCUUCAAGGAGCACAAGUUCCCCGUUGUGUGGCCCAUUAAGGUGCUGCGCGUCUUCAGCAGCGUAUUCUUUCAGGCUUUUGACGUAGCUUCGCUUAACCUGCUGCAGCUCGGUAUAACGUGUCGAUUCACCGGGACGAGCCGAGACGAGCCGAAACUACACUUCGACCUCUUUCCACAGUACAGCUGUACGAAGCCUCCGCACAUCAUGCACGCUGUGGUUUCGGCGCUCUGCCUUAUCCUCUUCGUCGCCAUAGCGCUACUGUUGAACAUGGCCGAGGUCGAGGUGAACCCCUUGUCUCGGCGCCCGAUGGCUCUGGGGCACAGCGGGGCAGAAGUAAUGGCAUUCGGAAUUAAGACGCUGAUACUUUCUUCUAAACCCUGGUACCGUCCUAGGGGCAUGCCCACCAUAACGAUGCUUGACGCAGUGGUUAAGAUGCUAGCCAGCAGGGUUUAG
Volvox carteri f. nagariensis is the source of this 1212-nucleotide messenger RNA. RefSeq lists its product as uncharacterized. Bases 1 to 1212 code for a protein of 403 amino acids. The record is from RefSeq and is a predicted model, not a curated record. The transcript is spliced from 15 exons. NCBI's taxonomy places the organism in Eukaryota, Viridiplantae, Chlorophyta, Chlorophyceae, Chlamydomonadales, Volvocaceae.